Messenger RNA from Cotesia glomerata, 4281 nucleotides. RefSeq lists its product as uncharacterized. Gene Ontology annotation, biological process: telomere maintenance; DNA repair. The coding region runs from base 1 to 4281 and encodes 1426 amino acids. The record is from RefSeq and is a predicted model, not a curated record. The transcript has 2 exons. NCBI's taxonomy places the organism in Eukaryota, Metazoa, Arthropoda, Insecta, Hymenoptera, Braconidae. Gene Ontology annotation, molecular function: DNA helicase activity.
AUGGGACGUCGUAAAAUUAUACGAACAGCAGAAGAAGAAGCAAACAUUAAACGAUUACGAUGUGAAAAAGAAAAAGAACGUCAUCGUAAUAAACGUAUUAUCAAAAAAACCAAUUCAUCUAAUCAAUCCUCUCAUAUUAUAUCACCUUUACAUAAUUUAAGCAAACAUUAUUCUGUUAUAAAUAAUAAUUCAGAACAUGUUACUACAACAUCUCCUAAUAAUACUACUUCAUAUCAUAUUAAUAAUACUACUUCCUUGGAUUCUGCUUCAUAUGAUGUUGUCAACAAUAUUAUAAAUGUUCCUUCAACGUCAAGUAAUGCAUCGUUGUUUAGGUACCCAAAAAAUGAUAAUCCGGUUUUUAAUCAUAUGCAUCACGUUCCUUCACAAUUAGAGUCAUGUAUAACUGAAACAAUCUCUACAUCUAACGUACACUUUAAUUUAAGUUCUGAUCAUGAUUAUUGUUCAACAAUACAUGAAAGUUCUUCAACGUCAAUUUCUACAUCAUUUUUAGUAUCAGCAGAAUCAGAACAACGUCAUUCGGAGAAUAAUCAUGACUCUCCACCUUGUAAUGAAUCAACAAAAUUUCGAUACUUUCAAUUUGAUCAUAAUUACAGUCAACCUGGCGAAGAAUUUCAUGAGGAAACUUUUACUAAUGAUAACAAUUUAAAUCAAAAUCAGCCGUUAGACCAAAGAAAUGAAAAUAACUUACUAACAACAAAUAACAGUAAUGAAAUUCAAGAAAAUUAUAUUGGAAAUAUGUCGGUUAAAUGUUGCCAUUAUUCUUCUGAAGCAGCAGAAUAUAGGUCGGAAAGAAAUGUAGAUUGCAACGUAGAUCUUUUAAAAGAAAUUGAUUUGACUUUACGUGAACAUAACGUUUUCGCAAAGUCAUAUCAAAUGAUGAAAGAUGUGUUAAAAGAAAAUUCUAUAAUUGAUUUGGAAGGAAAUACAGUUGAACCUGAAUUAAAUUUACUUUUUACAUUAAAACCUGGAAUGGAUGCAAGGAGAUAUAAUUUUCAAAGAGUAAAUGAAGUUGCUGCAGUUUUUUUAACGACUGCAGAUGGUGAAAUUCCAGAAUCAUAUGUUACAAUUCAAAAUAAAACAACUAAGUCGUUACAAUUUUUAAGUACUAUGGAUCCUAAUACUGACCCCUGGGUUUAUCCUCUUUUUUAUCCGUAUGGUGAACAAGGUUGGCAUGCUUCUAUAUCGUAUAAAAAUAAAACUAAUAGAAGAGUAACUCGCGCUGAUUAUUAUAAAUAUAAGUUAGCAAUCAGAGAUAACUUUAAUGUUUUUUUAAUGGGACGUCGUUUGUCACAACAGUGGAUAGUUGAUAGUUACGUUAAAAUUGAAAGAGAUAGAUUAAAUUAUUGUAAAUUUAAUCAGAAGAAACUUCGAGCUGAAUCAUACCAAGGUUUAAUAGAUCAUUUACAAUUGCGAAAUUCGAAUAAUAAUACAAGCUCGAAUAUAGGAAAAAUUAUUGUCUUACCAUCAAGUUUUACAGGUUCUCUACGAAAUAUGAUGCAACAUUAUCAAGAUGCAAUGUCUAUCGUUCGUACAUUUGGAAAACCUGACUUAUUUGUUACAAUGACAUGUAAUCCAAAAUGGCGUGAAAUUACAGAAAACUUAUUACCAGGACAAAGUGCUUCUGAUAGACCUGAUUUAGUUGCACGUGUAUUUAACAUUAAAAAAGAUGCUUUAAUUAAUAUGAUAGUAAAACAGUCUAUUCUCGGUACAGUCAUUGCAUACAAUUGGGUAAUAGAGUUUCAAAAACGCGGCUUACCUCAUCUACAUAUGUUAAUAAUAUUAAUGAACGGUAGUAAAAUAAAGACAUGUGAACAAGUUGAUAAAUUAAUUUCUGCAGAAAUUCCGGAUUCUGUAAAUAAUCCAAUUCUAUACGAUAUUGUAACAAAAAAUAUGCUUCACGGUCCUUGUGGAGAUUGGUGUCUUAUUAACGGGGUUUGUUCAAAAAAAUUUCCUAAGAAUUUUCGAAAUGAAACAAACAUGGAUGAAAAUGGAUAUCCACACUAUCGCCGUGAAGAUAAAGGAAUAACAAUUACACGAAACAAUCAUGUAUUUGAUAAUCGACACGUAGUACCGUACAAUCCAACCUUAUUACAAACUUUCAAUUGUCAUAUUAAUGUAGAAAUUGUAUCCUCAGUCAGAGCAGUUAAAUAUUUAUAUAAGUAUGUUUUCAAAGGUCAUGAUAAAGCAGCAAUAACGAUAAAUGGUACUUUACCAAAUACUACAGGAGAAACAAACGUGAACGAUCAUCAUCCUUCUCGCAAUGGAAAUGAUAGUAAUAUAAAUGACCAUAACGAAAUUCGUAAUUUCGUAGAUGCUCGCUAUGUUGGUCCUGUAGAAGCUGUUUGGCGAAUUGUAUCAAAAAAUUUACAAGAUAAAAGUCAUUCAAUAACCCGCUUACCGGUACACUUACCUAAUCAACAUAGUAUUACCAUUAAUGAUGAUUGUGACGAUAUUGAACUUCAAGAAGCAUUACAAAAACAAUCAAUGUUAAUAGACUACUUCAAAUUGAAUGUACAUGAUCCUAAUGCUUGGCAGUACACUUAUAGUGACAUACCACUUCAUUAUGUUUUUAAAAAAGAUAAUAAUUCAAAAAUUUCAUGUUGGCAACCCCGCAAGAGACAAUUCAACGUUAUAGGACUAAUGUAUUCAAUAAGCCCUACUCAAAUUGAAUUAUUUCAUCUUAGACUACUGUUAAUUCACAUUAAAGGUGCCACAAGUUUUGAGAAUCUUAGAACAGUAAAUGGAGUCAUUUAUGAUACUUUUACAACUGCCUGUCUAGCAGCCGGACUCAUUGAAGAUGAUCAAGAAUGGCGAAGAACUUUAUUGGAAGCAGUUAUAUGGAUGAUGCCGCGACAAUUACGUUGUUUAUUUGUACGUAUAUUAAUUCACUGUCAACCACUUCAACCAAAUGAAUUAUGGAAUGAGUUCAAAGAAGCUAUGUCAGAAGAUUAUAGUAGAAAUUUAGGAAUAGAAAAAGGAGAAAAAAAAGCCUACAUAUACAUCAAUUCAAUGCUUAAUCGUGAAGGGUACAGCCUUUCAGCAUUUCCCGACAUGCCACAAAUUAACGAAAUCGAUAUAGAAAUAAUUAACCAAGAACUAUUACAAAAUCAUUCCCAAGGUAGUUCACAAUCUUAUUACAAUCAACUUAAUAUUCAACAAAAAGAAGUAGUCGAUCAUGUAAUGACAUUAAUUAACGAUGAAUCAUUAAAUACAUAUCCAAAUUGUAUUUACAUUGACGGCCCUGGUGGUUCUGGAAAAACUUUUAUUUAUAAAACAUUAUGUCACAUACUCAAAGACCAAAAUAAAAAUGUUUGUACUAUGGCAUAUACAGGAAUUGCAGCAACGCUCUUACCUAAUGGAAAAACUGUACAUAAAACGUUUGGUUUACCUGUACCAAUGUUCUCAGAUUCAUCUUCACAUAUAAAACCGAAUUCUAAACAAGGACAAUAUUUAAAAGAAACAAACGUUUUUAUUUGGGAUGAAGCACCAAUGGCGCCCAGAUACGCAUUAGAAAUAAUAGACCGAACUUUACAACAUAUUAUGAAUAAUAACAUUCCUUUUGGUGGCAAACUAAUGAUUUUAGGAGGUGAUUUUCGACAAUUACUUCCAGUUCAGCCUAAUGCAACUAGAAGUGAAAUAAUUAAUCUUUCUAUAAAAUUUAGUUUUUUAUGGAAGCAUUUCCGUAUAUUUUCAUUAACUCAAAAUAUGCGAGCAUUACCGGAAGAGAUUGAGUUUGUAAAGUUUUUGUUAAAUAUUGGUGAUGGAUCUUUAAAUGACGCAAAUGAUGAAAUAAAUCUACCUGACACGUGUUAUACAUCAAAUGAUGAAAAUAUUGUAGAAAAUAUAUACGGUAGAAUAAUCAGAGGUAAACGCUAUGAUGAACUUUCUACAGUAGUUAUUUUAUCGGCCAGAAAUAUAGACGUCGAUGUGAUUAAUAAAAAAGUAAUUGAACUUUUAGAUAUAUCAACAGAAAAAAUAUAUUCAGCUAUUGACAGUACUGAAAAUUGUGACGUCGGAAACAUGGAUGAUGCUAUUUUACCUGAAUAUUUAAAUACUUUAAAUCCCCCUAAUUUUCCGCCAUAUGAGCUUCAAUUACGUAAGUACUCAAUAGUGAUGUUAAUCAGAAAUUUAAAUUUAAGUGAAGGUCUUUGUAACGGAACAAGAUUAAUUAUUUUAGAGUUAGGAAACAAUAUUUUGAAGUGCAAAAUUUUAUCAGGUGACAAAUUUGGAGAUAUUGUAUUUAUUAAUAGAGUAACAUAA